This is a messenger RNA of Puccinia triticina, 1221 nucleotides long. RefSeq lists its product as uncharacterized. Gene Ontology annotation, biological process: cardiolipin biosynthetic process. Gene Ontology annotation, molecular function: phosphatidylglycerophosphatase activity. NCBI's taxonomy places the organism in Eukaryota, Fungi, Basidiomycota, Pucciniomycetes, Pucciniales, Pucciniaceae. The transcript is spliced from 4 exons. The coding region runs from base 1 to 1221 and encodes 406 amino acids. The record is from RefSeq and is a predicted model, not a curated record. Gene Ontology annotation, cellular component: mitochondrion.
AUGCCCAAUCUCAACCUCACUGCCAUCGUCGCAUCGCUAAGAUGCCUGGCAACACCUAGGUCUUUGCUGCCCACCCUGCAUGUGCGAGAUAUACGGUGCGUCGAUUGGAAGGAACUUAAGCGGAAGGGAUACGUGGGCGUCGUGAUUGAUAAGGACAACUGUAUUACUAAGCCUUACCACGAUCAGCUGGUUCCAGAAUUACAGCAUGCCUGGCAGUCCUGCCUUGCCACAUUCGGCAACCCGGGAGUUCUACUCGUGAGCAACUCUGCGGGGACGGCUGAAGAUCCGUCUCUAAUCCAGGCCGAAUCCGUUGCUCGUCAUCUUGGCGUGCCCGUCUUGGUGCAUGAGACUAAAAAACCUGGCCAAAAAGUCGUCAAAGCAAUCCACAAAUACUUUACCGCUGACUAUCGACUCGUUCCUGUGAUUUAUCCCUCACACUCAUCCAUGUACGGUCCGCGCCUUCCCUCUCGAAGUCGGGCUGAUCCGACACCCCUCAAGUUGAUCGUCAUCGGCGAUCGAGUGACGACCGAUAUCAUCUUAGCCUCUCGCUUACGCGCGUUUCUACAAACCCAUCAAUCCUCCUCGAAUUCCUCUUCUGGCGAAUCGAACCCAGUUUGUUCCGUGCUCACUCAAAACAUCUGGCAGAAAGAGAAACUGGGUACUCGGUUUAUGAGAUGGGCUGAAAAUCGAGCGUUGAAACUCGUCAUACAAUAUUCCCAUCAAAAUUCAUCAAUGAAUGGAAGCGAGCCAUCCUCAUCACGAAAGCUUCCCAAUCUCACCUUGUCACCAGAACGGAUUUCCCAGACAUUUGAGCAAUCCCUAUCCUUUGCUGCUCGGGUCAUCUCGAAGGCCGAACAAGCUAAACAGGAUUGCCAGACGAAAUAUGAAUCAAUUUCGGUCAAGCUAAGACAGACGAGCCAGCAGCCGCCCUCGACUAUUAUCCAGAACGUUUUGGUGAUAGUACAAGACAGGAUCGCUUGUCAACGGGAUAAAAUAUUGGCUCGCUGCAGAGCGGUGUUGAUAGAACUCACGAUCGCUUCGCGGCGAUUCAUGAUCACCACCCUCGCAAAACUGAAAAACAGAGCAGUCGACGCACUCGUUCAAUCAGCACACAAACUUCGGCUUAAGCUCACACCACUAGAACCACUUGAUCCUACAUCGCUGGGUUUCAAGACCCCUUCGUUUUUCCAGAACUUGUCGAAAUGGAAACAGUUGAAAUAG